CCUCCCACUUUAAAGGAGCAGCCGACCGAGUUUGAGCGAUCCACGAGCAGCAGAGAGAAAGACGUUUUCCACUCGGGAGCUCUCCACUUUGACCAUGGCGACAUGGAUGGUUUCAACAAUGAUGACGGUGCUGUGGGCAGCUGCGGUGAUUAUUUCAGCUCAGCCUCCGUGUGACCCGCUAACUCAGUAUGAACUCAGUGGACAGUGCUGCCAAAUGUGUCCUCCAGGUACUAGCAUGUCUCAGUUGGGCACGUGCAAGGCGCCUCACUGCCUCCAAUGCGACCAGGAUGAAUAUCAGGACACAUACACGACGGAGACAAAGUGUAAACGUCAGCCAUACUGCGACCCGAAUAAAAACUUUCAGUUUGCAGAGCAGACGAGCAAAACCGAAGAAAGCAUCUGCAUGUGUAAACUUGGAUUCCAUUGCUCCAGUGAUGUGUGCCUCACCUGUGUACCGCACAGGCCUUGUGAGCCUGGAUGGGGGGCAAUUAUUAAAGGGAAUCAGACCCAUGACACGGUGUGUCACAAAUGUCCUGAAGGGUCAUUCUCCAACCAGACCUCGUGGCACAGCGACUGUUUGACAUGGACCAAGUGCAAGAGCGGUUACGUUGUCAGGCAAAGCGGCUCAGCUCAAUCUGAUGUCGUGUGUGAGAACCAGCGGAUGCACGUCAUCAUUGCCUGUGUUUUUAUACUUGGGAUGGGUAUCCUGCUGGCAGCUGCAGUCAAGAUUUGGAGCUCAAGACGUAGACGAGAAGAUAUCAAAGGAAAGGAUGACGAAGACCCCCCGAAAGAGGCGUUAAUUGCCUUUGACGGUGUCCACGAAGAGCCCAUGUCGCCUGGAGUGCAGGUGUCGCUAGCAGACAGCAGCGGCACGGGGGAGCCAGAGGAGAACGAGGACCGUCCCAGUCAGGUGGCCCUUUUAAGCGAUAAAGGCAACUACGUGACGCAGGAGAACGGAAAAGCAGAAGUACUCUCCCGUCAGGAAUCGCAAAGCAUGACCGGGACCAGCGAAAUGUCAUGCUGAGCUCUGUGCCAUACAGUGCUUAAUAGUUUCUGCACGUGGUACUUGACAACCACCCACGUCCACUUCAUGACUGCUUUAAUUUAAUUUUAUUUUUGUCACAUGAUGGUGUUGCUGUUGUGUGACAGACCUGUCCGUUGUAUCAAUUCAGUCCCUGCUUCCGAAUAGGUAUCAGCCCCCUAGCGGAGGUGGGACGACAAGUGGCGAGAGCCGAAAUCAAGGGUGUGAAGUUUAACGCUGAUAUGUGAAGACUCAUAUUUUAACACUCACUUCUUGCAGCCUGAUCUAAUUAUCCGUCAGCAGGAUUGUGCAACAUUUGCCACACGAUGCCGUUUUCAUGACUGUGUUAAAGGCAAAGGCGAGUGAAACGUAGUUGCCAAUUUUGCAGGAUCUUUGUGUGAAAAGUUAAGAUUUACAUGUUGAUACAAAAAGACGAGCUAAUUUAUAUUCACACUUGUGUGACAGUUAAGUGUUUAUGCUACUUUGUUUCUUGUUCGUUAGCCUUGGCUUAGCACUCUAAAUGUUAUAUGUAUCUCUUAUGUAUGUUGUCUUAUAUGUACAAAUGACAUUGUAGCUUGUCCUUUAGCAUUACAUGAUGCCAUCUUUCGCAAUUAAAAACCCUUCACGGGUGUCUAAAUAACAUGCCUGUGAGGUGCUAACUAAUG
Hippocampus comes (tiger tail seahorse) is the source of this 1686-nucleotide messenger RNA. It is a transcript of the gene cd40, whose product is annotated as CD40 molecule, TNF receptor superfamily member 5. The coding region runs from base 95 to 1024 and encodes 309 amino acids. Gene Ontology annotation, molecular function: protein binding. The record is from RefSeq and is a predicted model, not a curated record. NCBI's taxonomy places the organism in Eukaryota, Metazoa, Chordata, Actinopteri, Syngnathiformes, Syngnathidae. Gene Ontology annotation, cellular component: external side of plasma membrane; CD40 receptor complex. Gene Ontology annotation, biological process: immune response-regulating cell surface receptor signaling pathway. The transcript is spliced from 9 exons.